ACCGAAGGAUAAGGUCGUCAUUAACUGAGAAUUUAGCAGGCACGAAAGUCACAGACACUAGAAACAAAACCCCGCCUUUUUAAAUAUUUUCCUAAUCAGGGGAUAGUGUAGUGAUUCUUUAGCGGUUUACAAAAACGCGGGUGCAGUAGGCUGCGCCAAAACAGCUGGGGAAACGGAUGAUGAUAUUUUCCUAAGGUUUAUCUUUAUAUAUUCUGGGGUUUUUUGGCUGGGAAUUUUUACGGGAGUAGAAUUUAACGGAGAUGGGGAAGUCAUUUAAGGAUUCUCUUAAAGCUCUUGAAGCAGAUAUUCAGCUCGCAAAUACUCUGGCUUUGAGUUAUCCAAGGGAAAUUGAUGGAGCAUGCCUUCAAAUGCGGCUCUCUUAUGCUCCAGCUGCACAUAUCUUCCUUUUUCUUGUUCAGUGGUUUGAUUGUCAGCUUGCUGGCGCUCUUGGCUUGCUUCGAAUUCUCGUAUCUAUGGCAUAUGCAGAUGGCAGACCUGCUAUGUCUAGUUAUGAAAGGAAAGCAAGCAUCAGAGAAUUUUAUGGUAUAAUUUUUCCUUCUUUAUUGCAACUUCAAAGAGGGAUUACAGAUUUGGAAGACAACAAACAGAAAAAGAUAUGUUCAGUUAAGUACUCAAGAAGGGAUGAAAUGGAUCGUGGAAAAAUAUCUGAAAUUGAUCUAGAAAGAGAAAAGGAAUGUGGAAUUUGCAUGGAAAUCAAUGGCAAGGUUGUGUUGCCUUAUUGCGGCCACUCUUUGUGCCUAAGGUGUUAUCGUGAUUGGCGUCGCCGCUCUCAGUCCUGUCCCUUUUGCCGGACCACUCUCAAACGAGUGAAUUCAAGUGACAUCUGGAUCUGCACUGAUAGCAGUGAAAUUGUUGAUUUAUCUGUGAUUCUGGAAGAGAAUUUGCAGAGGCUGUUUAUGUUCAUUGAAAAGUUGCCCCUUCUUCUUCCAGAUUCAUUGUUAAACCAACACAAUUUCGCUAUUAGGUGACUCGGUUUCAUUUUCUGUACAUCAAAUCGUUGUUCUAUAAAGUUCAAUCCAUUUACCUUGGA
Molecule: messenger RNA, 1051 nt
Organism: Coffea eugenioides
Lineage: Eukaryota; Viridiplantae; Streptophyta; Magnoliopsida; Gentianales; Rubiaceae
Product: E3 ubiquitin-protein ligase AIRP2
Exons: 5
Coding region: 261-989 (242 amino acids)
Biological process (GO): protein ubiquitination
Molecular function (GO): ubiquitin protein ligase activity
Source: RefSeq, a predicted model, not a curated record